AUGAGCGGUUUUGAGGAUGAAAUCCUCACUAGAUUUGCCAAAAUUUGCCAGCAGCUAGUGUUGCGGUGGCAAAGCUGGAAGGGCUCUAAGGAAUCUCUGGCCCAACAGUGAUACAGUACACUGAUGAAUGACAGCAUUAUGUACUGUCCCAAUAGCCUUGGACCUCAAGGGGACCUCUCACGACAUGCAGCCUUUCCUCAAAAUCUUGCUGCUGCUGCUAGCGGCCAGCGAGUGAACCCUCCCCUUCUACGACAGGUGUGUAGCAUACCACCCUCCUCGUGGGACUCCAAUCCCUCAACCAAGUGUUAUUCUGAGAACCUAGUUUAUCUGGUGCCCCAAGCACCACAAUUCGAUGGCUACAUCAACCUCCAUCCCAGGCACAGCGAGGCUGUGGGUCGGCAGCCCAUCCUCAUGCAAAACUCGGGGGGCAAUAAAUUCACCUUCCCUCCAGCCUGGCCUCAGAAUGGCACUUUACAAGAAAGUAGCAGCAGCAACAGCCAUCAGCCGCCACCGCCUCCAUAUCCCAUGCACCAGAUUAACAGACAGAGCCCCACGGCCCAGAAGAUGCAGUCCAGUGCUGCCGCUGUACCCUCAAACUGAGCCAACCUUCCUCCGACCAUGCUGGUGCCCAACCACAACCUUGACAUGUACAACCUUGGAGCGCUCUCAUAGGUCAAACAACCCAUGCAGCUGCCUCAGACUUCCCCCGAGCACAGCAGCAAUCAGGAGGGUCCUCCAUCAUGGCCUCACAGUGUCCUGGGACGCUCCAACUCUUUCAACAAUGCCCAGUCCAGUGAGCAUCAGUGCUCUGUGCUCAGUUGUCAGCCUUCCACAACUACCGUCACCAUCAUCACGCAGGCCCCCAUCCUGCAGCCGGUAAAAAGCAUGCGUGUCCAGAAGCCAGCUACGCACCCACCCUGGAUGCAACAGCCGGCCCCUCCAACCAGUGACUUUCAGGAAUCGCCUGCUCCAGCCAGGCUUGGAGAGAUUCCAUCUGCUGUGGACGUCCCGAGCUACCAGCACCCACCCCCUCCUUACCCCAAAAACCUGCAACAGCAGCCACCUCCACCAGGGUAUGACCUCAACCCUUCCCCUAAACCCAGCAGCAAAGAGGAUGAGGGUGACCCAGACCUGGACUCGGAGGAAGGAAACAGGGGGGUAGGCAGAGGCACUGUAGACAGAUAUUUCAACCGUGGGGCAACAGAUCACUGGAUCAGAGACUGUCCAGAGAUUAGAAAAGACAUUAAGGAAUGCCCGCAGCCACAUAUACAUCAAAAGGAGGACUGA
Molecule: messenger RNA, 1287 nt
Organism: Myxocyprinus asiaticus (Chinese sucker)
Lineage: Eukaryota; Metazoa; Chordata; Actinopteri; Cypriniformes; Catostomidae
Gene: lats1
Product: large tumor suppressor kinase 1
Source: RefSeq, a predicted model, not a curated record